AUGUUACACAAGCACACUGACAAGCAGAGACUUCCUGUUAACAUUGUGGAUCACCAUCAUAUUGACCCAUGCUUACAGGAUUUCAAGUUACUAUCUAAGGAGUUGCAGGAUAUUGCCUCCAACAGUGAGAAAUUGAAGGCUCUUGGCAGCAAAGAGAACAAAGAGUCUCAUUUGCUCUCCAUGAAAUAUGUGAUUCCAAAGGAAGGUGUUCCUGCUGAUCAGGCCUAUGAUAUGAUUCAUAAUGAGCUGACACUAGAUGGUAACACCCAUUUGAACUUGGCUAGUUUCGUUAACACAUCUACUACUCAUGAGGUAAGAAAGCUUAUUUCUGAGAACUUGACCAAGAACUUGGCUGAUAACGACGAGUAUCCUCAAUUGAUUGAACUUACUCAAAGAUGCAUCUCUAUGUUAUCCGGACUAUGGAACGCUAACCCAGAGGAGGAGCCAAUUGGGUGUGCUACUACGGGUUCCAGUGAGGCUAUUAUGCUUGGUGGUUUGGCUAUGAAGAAGAUGUGGGAGAAGAAGAUGAAGGCUGCGGGGAGAACUGACACCAGCAAGCCUAACAUUAUUAUGUCUUCAGCCUGUCAAGUUGCCUUAGAAAAGUUUGCCCGUUACUUCGAUGUUGAGUGUAGACUUGUUCCAGUAUCUAGGAAGAGCCACCAUAUGCUGGACCCUAACCUAUUGUGGGACUUUGUCGAUGAGAACACUAUUGGUUGUUUUGUUAUCAUGGGUACCACAUACACUGGGCAUUUGGAAAAUGUUGCCGAGGUCGGCGAUGUGUUAACCGCCAUCGAGAAGCAGCACCCAGAAUGGGCCAACAAGGAUAUUCCAAUUCAUGUUGAUGGUGCGUCUGGUGGUUUCAUUGUUCCGUUUGCAUUCUCCAGGGAGCAAUUGAAGGCCUAUGGUGUUCCAAACUGGGGGUUCGACCACCCUCGUGUUGUUAGUAUAAACACCAGUGGACACAAGUUUGGUUUAACCACGCCUGGUCUCGGUUGGGUUCUGUGGAGAGAUGAGAGUCACUUAGCACCUGAACUGAGAUUCCGUCUAAAGUACCUGGGUGGUGUUGAAGAGACUUUUGGUCUGAACUUCUCCAGACCGGGGUUCCAAGUUGUUCACCAAUACUACAAUUUCAUGAACUUGGGUUACGACGGUUACCGUGAUACAUUUAAGAGAUCGCUGUUUGUUGCUAGAGUCUUUGCUCACCAGAUCUUGCGCAGUCCAAUCUUCAAUGACUACUUUGAAGUCGUCAGCUCUAUCCAUGAGAGUAUUGAUGGUGACAAGGUCCCAGAUGCAGCCAACGACUACUGGGAGAACCCCGAGAAGUACAAGCCUGGUGUGCCACUGAUUGCCUUCAAGUUCUCCGAUAAGUUCCAGAAGGAGUACCCAGAAGUGCCACAGGCGCUAUUGUCACACAUGCUAAGGACCCGUGGCUGGAUCAUCCCCAACUACCCAUUGCCACACUCCACCGAUGGCUCAGACAAGUGCGAGGUGCUGAGAGUUGUGUUCCGUAACGAGAUGUCCCUGGACUUGGCACAGCUGCUGUUGUCAGACAUCCAAGCCGUGCUCAGAAAGCUGCAAGGCAGUUACUCAGGCCUGAAGACCAUCUCGCAUGAAUCAGACUCCGACAAGAGACGCGACUACGUCUACAAGAUGCUACUGGCAUUGGCCUCCCCAGACGCCGACAUCGGAGAAGAUGAAGACGAAGAAACCAAGGAAAAGAAAGCAUCCAAGAAAGAAGAAAUCAAACAACGUCUCAAGAGAAACUACAGAGGUACUUGUUAA
Messenger RNA from Nakaseomyces glabratus, 1782 nucleotides. RefSeq names its product glutamate decarboxylase GAD1 (gene GAD1). The record is from RefSeq and is a predicted model, not a curated record. Gene Ontology annotation, molecular function: pyridoxal phosphate binding; glutamate decarboxylase activity. Lineage: Eukaryota; Fungi; Ascomycota; Saccharomycetes; Saccharomycetales; Saccharomycetaceae. Gene Ontology annotation, cellular component: cytosol. Gene Ontology annotation, biological process: L-glutamate catabolic process.